AUGCAUAUUGACUCCAAUAAUACGUUAGGUAAUAAGACUAUAUCUAAAACUAAUAAUGCUAAAGAUAAGAAUAACUCUUCAAGUAGACCUUCUUUAUUUGCUCAUAAAAUAAUAACAAAAAAUGACAUUACAGUAUUAACAAGAGGAAAAGGUUCGAGUAAAUUAUCUUAUCAAAAUCGGAUACAGGACUCUAAUAUAGAAGGUAUGAAUGUAAAAGGAAAUUGUGGCACAAAAGUUCUAAAACCAAUUAAAUCUGUUAUUAUAGAUAGUAUCCCAUCAAGUGAAUCAAAUUGUUCUGAUGUAGAAACUAUGCAAAGUCGAGAUUCAGAUAUGAUAUUUUUGCCAUAUUAUGAUGCAUUUGAUAGGGAUGACUUUUUUGAAGAGGAAACUUAUAAUGAUGAUAUGUUUUAUGGUAAAAACGAUCAUUUCUUCCCGUUAAAGAAAUUUCAAGAGAAACAGGCAAGUUCAAUAUCAACAUCAGCAACUGUUGAUAUAACAAAUUCAGAUUCUUAUACACUUGGUUUAUCUUUGCAGUUGUUUGAAGAAAUUAAGGAUGAGGAUUUUUGGAAAGAGGUUAAGGGUACCAACGAAGAUUUUAUUCCAAUUAAUGUUGAUUGCUAUAAUAAUGAUAAUAUAAAUACAAACAAGAAAACACCUGUGGUGUCAUAUAAUAUAGGUAGUUCGUCAAUAGAAAAUUUUUUGUUAGAUGAGUAUUUGACUACAUGUGGUACUGGUGGUAGUAAUUAUUCUAGCACAAUGAAUACUUAUCUACCUCAAUAUAAUAUUAAAUUAUUAUGUUAUAGAGAUGCUGACGGUAACUUUUCCCUAAAAACAACAAAUCAACUUAAAAAUAAUUGUAAUACAACUAAUUUUAUCUCAAAUGAUCCAACUGGUUUGGUAGGAGGUAGAAGGAUUAAUAAGAAGAAGUUAUUAUUGCAAAAAGCUAUCAGAAGAAAAAGUGGGUUUCGUGAAAUGAUUUCAACAGGUCUUGAAAUGAAUGAAUUCAUGUUGUAG
This is a messenger RNA of Arxiozyma heterogenica, 1014 nucleotides long. RefSeq lists its product as uncharacterized. The transcript has a single exon. NCBI's taxonomy places the organism in Eukaryota, Fungi, Ascomycota, Saccharomycetes, Saccharomycetales, Saccharomycetaceae. The record is from RefSeq and is a predicted model, not a curated record. Bases 1 to 1014 code for a protein of 337 amino acids.